Messenger RNA from Poeciliopsis prolifica (blackstripe livebearer), 9059 nucleotides. RefSeq names its product protocadherin 11 (gene pcdh11). Lineage: Eukaryota; Metazoa; Chordata; Actinopteri; Cyprinodontiformes; Poeciliidae. Gene Ontology annotation, cellular component: plasma membrane. Gene Ontology annotation, molecular function: calcium ion binding. The record is from RefSeq and is a predicted model, not a curated record. The coding region runs from base 1009 to 4968 and encodes 1319 amino acids. The transcript has 15 exons. Gene Ontology annotation, biological process: homophilic cell-cell adhesion.
CAAAAUAGAUAAGCAAUAUUUGAAGAGCUUGUAUUUUAUAUACAGUGAUAUUGCUUGUUAUUAAUUUGGUGUUAAGAUAUGACCUCCAAUGACAAAAAAAAAAAAAAAAAACAUAUUUUCACUUUUCUGCAAAAUUCAACAAACUGCACGAUUCCUGCUAAUUGAUUCCUGGAGAAGAUGGUCAGGAUUGUCCUGAUUUUAUGAAGAAUCCUCCUUUGCAACAUCGACUCCAGAGGUUCCAGAACAGAACCAGUCUUUUUCAGGACCACAGUGUGGAGUACACCCUGGACAGAUUGCCAAGCCAAUGGUUUGCAAAUAAUACAACAAAGUAUUUACCAGCUGUGGACUGCAGCCACCCCACGCAGAUGUAACCAAAGCUCUAACAUCUGCCAUGAACAGAGGGAGAAAAGGAAGCAGAGACCAGGAUUUUCCAUGGGCCCCCUUCCAAAAUGGGUUGCAGGGGCAAGGGCCUUGAGCCUCUCCCAGCUGUCACUGAGAGAAAGGCGGAGAACAAAUGGUGUAGGUCAUGAGUCCAUCACAGAACCAUCCCAGAUACACACAAGACAAACAGCUUUUAGGAUGAAAGUGUGCACAGUCACACCCACUGCUGAGUUCCAUGUCUUUGGCAAGGGGGCACCCACAGUUUACAAGGCUUGCCUUCAAUUUUACUCAUCAAACACUGGUUGUGUACACAGCCCAUUGAAGACAGAGAAAACGCAGCAGAACGUGACAAGAACAUCAAGUGUUUGGCUAUCUGGCCAGCCAAGGCAGAUGGCUGUCCAUUGAGUCAGUUUUGCUGGAGGUAUCUUCCUGUUACAAAGGAGCUCUCUUCUCUCCUGUCACCGCCCGGCCAUGCAGACACAGGAUGGGAGGGUUGAAACAACGUGAAGAUCUGAUGAAAUCUGGGGACCUCCUUUGUCACAAUGUCUGGUGAAGAUGGAGGACCCAAAUGCAAAACAGCAGAAAGAGUCGCAGCUGUAGAAGUGAAGCUCACACCUAAUUUCGAGCAUGAACUUGGCAAGUCAGGUGCAUGUUCUGGUGGCCUUGCUCACCUGUUUGGUCUUAUUAUGCAAGGCCCAGGAGAGGGACUAUAUCGUGAAGGAGGAGCAGCAGGAGAACGUUCGCAUUGGGAAUCUGCGCAAGGACCUCGACCUUAACCUGGACCCCAACAUCAGGCUGUCCUCUCCGCUGCAGUUCAAGCCUGUGUAUAAGACGGGUGACGUGCCUUUGGUGAGGGUCGAGGCCAACACAGGGGAGAUUUUCACCACCAAUCACAGGAUUGACCGGGAGAAGCUGUGCUCGGGGAUCUUCACGGAGAAACGCUGCUACUAUGAGAUCGAGGUGGCAGUGCUGCCUGAUGAGAUCUUUCGAUUGGUUAAGAUCCGGUUCCUGAUUGAGGAUGUGAAUGACAAUGCACCCCUCUUCCAGUCCACUGUAAUAAACAUCUCCAUCCCUGAAAACACAGCCAUCAACACCCGAUACCCAGUGCCAUCAGCAUUUGACCCUGAUGUGGGGAUUAAUGGAAUCCAACACUAUGAGCUGGUCAAGAGUGUCAAUGAGUUUGGCUUAGACAUCAUUGAGACCCCUGAAGGUGACAAGUGGCCACAACUCAUUGUUCAGCAGAAUCUUGAUCGGGAGCAAAAGGAUACCUUUGUGAUGAAGAUCAAGGUAGAAGAUGGUGGCAACCCCCCUAAAUCUAGCACUGCCAUUCUCCAGGUUACCAUUUCUGAUGUCAACGACAAUCGUCCUAUCUUCAGGGACAGUGAGCUGGAAGUCUCUGUUCCAGAAAAUGCUCCAAUGGGGACUUCUGUGGCUCAGCUUCACGCCACAGAUGCAGACCUGGGUUCCAAUGCACAGGUCCAUUUUUCAUUCAGCAACCAGAUCUCCUCCUCAACCAAGCGUCAUUUUGCCAUCAAUAGCUCUACUGGACUGAUUACUGUAAAGCAACCUCUAGACCGUGAGGUUACUCCUGUUCAUAAACUCAUUGUUCUCGCAAGUGAUGGCAGCUCAACCCCAUCAAGAGCCACAGUGAUUGUCAAUGUCACAGAUGUUAAUGACAAUGUUCCUUCUAUAGACACUCGCUACAUUAUCAACCUGGUAAAUGGGACUGUUCUACUGUCUGAGAAUGCUCCUCUCAACACCAAAAUAGCCCUUAUUACUGUUACUGACAAGGAUGCCGAUCUGUAUGGCAAAGUGGCUUGCUACACUGACCAUGAUGUUCCUUUCCGGCUUAAGCCUGUCUUUAAUGAUCAGUUCUUACUGGAGACAGCUGCCCCUCUAGAUUAUGAAACCACUCGUGAAUAUGCUAUUAAGAUAGUGGCCUCGGACAGAGGAACGCCUCCUUUGAACACUUCCGCUAUGGUCUUAAUUAAAAUCAAGGAUGAGAAUGACAAUGCACCCGUUUUCCCUCAGCCUGAAUUUCAGCUGUCAAUACCAGAGAACAAUGACCCCUUAAUGCAGUUAAUAAAAAUCAGUGCCACUGAUGCAGAUAGCGGACACAAUGCAGAGAUUAUUUAUACUCUUGGCCCUGAUGCACCGGAUGGGUUUAACAUAGACAGGCGAUCAGGAAUUCUCUCUGUUGGGAAACGACUGGACAGAGAGAAGCAAGAGAGGUACUCAUUCACUGUCAUAGCAAGAGACAAUGGCUCAGCACCCUUACAGAGUAAUGUCACUGUUAGGCUAAUUGUUCAGGACCUCAAUGACAACAGCCCAGCUUUCACUCACCCUGAGUACAACUUCUAUGUGCCUGAGAACCUGCCGCUUUAUGGGACAGUGGGCUUGAUCACAGUGACAGAUACAGAUGCUGGAGAUAAUGCUGUUAUCACCUUGUCUAUUUUGAACGGCAAAGACAAUUUCAUCAUUGACCCUCAAACUGGUGUGAUCAAACCAAAUAUCACCUUUGACAGAGAGCAGCAAAGCUCAUAUACCUUCAUGGUCAAAGCAGUUGAUGGAGGACAGCCUCCAAGUUCCUCCUAUGCCAAGGUCACAAUUAAUGUUGUCGAUGUGAAUGACAAUCGCCCUGUGUUUGUUAUUCCUUCCUCCAAUUAUUCAUAUGACCUGGUACGAACCACCACCUCCCCAGGUUCUGUGGUGACCAGAGUGUUUGCCAUUGACAAUGACACAGGUAUGAACGCUGAGUUGCAGUACAGUAUCAUCAGCAACAUCAUCAUCACAUCUAGGGUCUCCCCUCGAGGUCUCUUUUCCAUCGACAAAACAACGGGUAACAUAACACUCCAAGAGAAAAUUGUACUAGCUGAUCAGGGACUGCAUAGACUGGUGGUCAAGGUCAAAGAUUUAGGCCAACCUGAGUCAUUACAUGCUAUUGCACUUGUACACUUGUUUGUCAAUGACACUGUGUCAAAUUCUACCUUUAUCCAAGAGCAGCUGCGAAAAAGUAUGGAAACACCAUUGGAUCGUAAUAUAGGGGACAAUGAGAUAACGCCUCAAGCCAAUGGAUAUGUAAUUGUUGUUAUAGCGAUCAUAGCAGGAACCAUGACUGUUAUUUUGGUGAUAUUUGUCACUGCCUUGGUGCGCUGCCGGCAGACACCUAGACAUAAAGUAGUACAGAAAGGCAAGCAGAGUGGGGAGUGGGUGUCACCCAACCAAGAGAACCGUCAAAUCAAGAAGAAGAAGAAGAGAAAGAAGCGAUCUCCUAAGAGUCUUCUCCUAAACUUUGUGACCAUAGAUGAAUCCAAGCCUGAAGACCCCACACAUGAGCAUGUUAAUGGCACCCUGGAUCUUCCUGUAGAGCUUGAGGAGCAGACUAUGGGAAAGUACAAUUGGGCGACCACACCUACAACCUUCAAACCUGACAGCCCAGACUUAGCCAAGCACUAUAAAUCUGCAUCCCCUCAGCCUACAUUUCAAAUCAAACCAGAAACUCCAGUGGCCCCUAAGAAACAUCACGUGAUCCAGGAGCUCCCCUUGGACAAUACGUUUGUGGUGGGCUGCGACUCACUCUCCAAGUGUUCAUCGACUAGCUCCGACCCAUACAGUGUCUCAGAGUGCGGCUGUCAGGGGGGAUUCAAGGCUGCAGGGCAAAUCGCCACCCGGCAGAACCCCGGCCAGACACCAGAGAAGACUUUUAACUCCCCACCACCCAUUUGUCCUCAUAAGUCGCCAGAUCUCAAUCCAGUAGAGCACCUCUGGGAUGUGGUGGAACAGGAGAUUUGCAUCAGGGAUGUACAGUCAAGAAAUCUGCCUCAACUGUGUGAUGAAGCCUGUCAACUUGGCAAGAUAACCUCCGUGAAUCUUGACUCUGUGGUGAGAAAUAUGAGAAAUCUUUCUUCAAACCUGGAUUUCUCAGACAACUAUCUACUGCAGACACAACGUCGUGUGACCUUCCAUCUUCCGGAUGGUUCCCAGGAAAGUUGCAGUGACAGUGGGCUUGGGGACGCAGAGCCCAGCAGCACAGCCAGUGCCACCCAGCCUCUCCCCCUAAGCUUCCCCCAAGAGGAGUACUAUGAGCAAGCGUCACCUAAUAGUCGCACCGAGGGAGACGGAAACUCAGACCCUGAAUCCACCAUUGAAGUAAAUUUGAAGAAAGCUCUGGCCGAGGCAUCUGAGACCUGCACCCAGGAGUGUCUAAUACUGGGCCACUCUGACAGCUGCUGGAUGCCCCCAACCCUGGCCCAGUUCCAGAGCCCUGGCAGCAACAGCCCCACCUCUACCCCUACCACCACCACCAUCACUGCUGCGCUCUCCUCCUUUGGCUUCCAGGGAGUAAAAGCUAACAUAGGUGGCAUGGGGGUCAUGGAUGGCCGCCACACUCUGGGUAGAUCUGUGCCCAAAAGAGAUGAAUUGGACAAAGGGUUCAACCGACCACAGUUCUACAACACCCUGGAUAGACACUGCAGCAGUAAGAAGGAAGACCCAGUGAAGGUCAUUCCACUGGCAAGCUUCUCCUCGCCUGGGCAGCACACUCCCACUGGUGGCAGCAGCUCCUUCCUACAUGAGCACCAGCUGUAAUUCUAAGAGACAUAUCUUCACUGGCCUGACUUAGAGUAAAUAAAACUCCAUCUACAGAUGGCUUGAGACUUAAUGGUUGCUAUGUCUGCGUACAUGUACAAGUAUGCAGAAUUUCAGUAACUUUGAUCAGCCCAAGCUCAGUUUUACCAAUGAAGAGACAUGAGUAUGAAUGAAACCAUGAUAAUGAUGUUCAGACACAAUCAAAUGGAAUCAGUCCGACAGCAUAUGCAUUUGAAAGAAAAUGAAAGUCUCAAAUCAUCACAUGCUUGUAUUAUAAAUAAAAAGUAGUUGCAUACCAAAGUAGAUUAUUACAGGAAAAAAAGAGCUUUCUUUUGCUUUCUGUUAGGUGAUAUUUGCUUAGUGAUAAGAAAAAGGGUCCCACACACUUAAAGCUUCAGAGGCCCAGCUUACAGAGACGGUGUCCAAAAAGACCAAUUCCUGGCAAAGAUGCAAAUGCAGUACUUUGUGUUAUGAGUGAGCUAAAUCAGGCUAAAUGUUAAUUAUGAGCUCUGGGCUGGUGGUGUUUCUGUUUAAGUUCUAGUGAAGUAUUGCUCUUUAUACCAAGUGUAACAAGCUCCUUUGGCAGUGAGAGAUGUUGCUACCCGAACGUGUUUCAGAAGUCUAUUUUGGUCAGGGGACUGCAGAAGGGUUACAAGAGAGAAACAUCUACAAAGCAUAUCUAGGGCAAUGGAAGACACAUCUUAAUCUUUUACAUUCUACAUUUUCACCAUGGACCAGAAAACAAACAACUUUUUCAAAACAACACAAACUGUUUGCUCAUGCACAAAUGCACACUCACAAUGUUUUCCAUAUGGUGAUUGCAGCAUCACUGCCAACCCUAUUAAAUGUUCACUCCCAGCAUUACUGCAGUUGCUUGAUCUUGAAAGGCAAAAACAGAUGUGCUUUGGAAAAGUAGUUUUUUUUUUUUUUCUUUUUUCUCUUUGCUUUUUUUCCCUUUUGUUUGCAUUUUCAAUUUUUCUGCUCAGAAACCCUUCACAAACACAUCUAUGGAUGCAAUUAUGGCAUUCACAGUCUAAUUACUUUGAUGUGUGAUUUCCACUGUGAACCUUAUUGUGGUUAGGGAGCUUAAAGAGAUUUGGUUGGUAAUCCAGUAAUAGAUACAAGGGCAAAGAAAAAGGUGAUAAACGCUCAAAAACCAUAGUGUUAUAUUCCUCUUUUAUUCUUAUGGUAUUAACAAAAGCAUUUCACACAUCAAUUGUUGCAAGUUGGUGGGUUUCUAAGAUCAGCUUUUACAUUUUGUUGGAACUAGAAAAUAAAUCCCAGCCAGCUAGAAUUUUAACAGCAUUUGAAGUCUACCUGUAUUAUUUUACUUUGUGUUCCUUCUGCACUUAUUAUAAUAAACCCUGGGAUUUCUUUAAGAGGUGCCCCCAGAAGGUCAUUUCUCACACGGUUUAAAAUGACAUCUUUGCCCAAACAUGCAAAUUUUCUCUGAUAAUAACUACUUCUGACUAACUUGUAACAGAUUGGGUGCAGCAUAAUGUAUUGCCACAACAAUAAGUAACUUUGCUGAUAUCCAUUUUUUUUUCUGUACCAUCCGAACCAGGUGUCGACAUCAUCAGAUAUAUGACUCAUGCAAUUCAUUUUCUUGUAGCGUCUUGCAAAUUGGGAGCAGGCCUAAAUCUAUAACAUAGCACCAUAUCCUCGAGGGAAAAUGUGAGGCAAAUUGUGUUUGUAUGCUCUUAGCUAUUUUACUCUCUCGAAUAAUGCCUCUUAACAAUAUAAAGGAGAUUUAUUUGAUAUUCACUGAAAUGAUCACUUAAGGGGACAGUGUGUCAAGGACAAAGAAAGGGCAGUUCAAUUUCACCUCAGUCAAUUAUGAAAAUGAAUUGAAUUCAAAUCAGUCAACUUCGCUAUACCCUCCCAUACACAUCUGUUUGAGAAAAUCUCCCCAUCUGAGAACCCAAUUUCAGCUAAUUUACCAAUACUUUGACUUUCCUUCUAUCUUGUUCUACUUUCUUUUCUUCUCUCAUUGUUCUAGCAGACUGAGUGGUAUUCCUAAUGCAUUUUUAAUCAAAACGAUCGCAUAUCAAAGGGAGCAUACAUCAUAAUGUCAGAGAAAAUUGGAGUUUUAUCACUGUGCCAAAUGUAGAUUCAGCUCCACAUAUCAGACACCUGUAAUAUUUUAUACAAAAGUUGCCUGGAAAUAUUCAUAAAUAUUUUCAGUUUCUUGACACCUUUGAAUUUCCAUGGCAGAUAAAUCUGUUAAAACUCCCCACAAAAUUAUCAAAUAACAAUAAGAUUUUUUUUGAAGAGAGGCUUUAGAAAUUUUAUUUUGUUGAAUUGUUUAUAGAUACAUUGAAAAUGGUCCCUUUUCUUAGUCUCCCCACCCACAUAGCAAGACUAAAUCAAAGUUACAUGUAUUUCUAUGGCACAUUUAAAAACAACAGCACUUAACCAAAGUGCUGUACAGCUAAAAUAAUACCUUUAUUGAGACUAUAUUGAAUUGCCAAUCUACUAAGUUUAAAGAGCAUCAAUAACAAUCAUUCAUGUUCAAUAAAUAUUAACCACCUCUGGGGUGAGGCUGAAGAGAAAAUCUUGGAUGCGCAGCAACUGUAAGAUGCGAUCCUCUCAACGUUGAUAUUGUAUCAGAGGAAUGUUUUCAACAUUUUUUUGGACAUAGUCCACACUGAAUUAAGGAUGCUCCGGAGAUUAAAAAAAAGAGGUCCAACACUUUAUUAGGAAGGCUUACCUAAAAAAGUGGCCAGUGAGUGUGUGUGUAGUAUUGGUAUGUAAUGAUAUACCCACUAUCGCACUGUUAUGAAAAUUAGCUUAAACUGUCAAUAUCCAGUAACCUAUCUUAAGUAAACAUUACACUUCCUCCCUUCAAGUAUAACAAAUGAAGUCAAGAAUAUAAAUUAGUUCCAUGCAAAGCCCAAUUUGUAUGUUUCUUUUGUUCUUGAAAACUUGGCUGCAUUUGGUUUUAUCAUGUUGUUCCUUAUGUAUAUUGGGUGAUGUAUUUUUAUUUUUUUUUAAGCAAAGUCAUAUCAUUUGAAUGCCUAUUAUUAUUUUACAACAUAAGGCAGCUCUGGGGAACUGUUUUUGUUUCUGUGUCAAGAUUACUUUGUCUAUAGAAUUAUUGGAAAAGUCCAAAUGAUUAAUGGUCACAAGUUUUCACUUUGCAUGAUUGUGCUCUCACUGUUUUCAUAUUUUCUUUUGUCAUUUCACUGCAAAGACAAAAAACUGAAAAAUAUAUAUACAUAUAAAAAAAUAAAAAAAGCAGUCUUUCCUUUCUCACCAUGUACUUUAAGGGUGAGUGUUAUAGAUCACCAUGUCAACUCUGUGUCAUAGUUUGCAUGAACUGUUUGGACUCUGAAACGACAUUUUGACAUUUUGUGGACCAUGUGCUUCAUGCAUCCACAUCUUUAGAACCGGUAUCCGUGUAGAUAUUAACUCCUCUUCCUGUUCCUCCAUUUAAUGGAGCAAGACAAAUGUUAUACAGUGUACACAUUCAAAUCUUGUGAAGUUACCAUACCACAUAUACCUCUACAGAGUCACAAAUAUCUAUACAGUCACUUGAUCUGGAUUUGAAAUUGUAUAUAGCAGUACCCCCUAAGAAAUGAUGGUGGUUACAAACUUGAAAGACUUGAAAGAACUGGAAUUUACUUGGUUCACAACAAACAAAAAGGGAAAUACAUUGGAAGUUAUGAGAUGACAAUCUCUGUUGUAAUGUAAAUGACUACAUAUGCAUAAAAUUCAUUAGAUUGAAUGUGUUUAUAGGUGAUCUUGUGUAUUUGCAGGUGAGCAUGUGCCUCCUUGCAAGCGUACGAGCGUCUGUAUGAGUGGGUGAACUACCACACACCUUGCUGAACGAUUUUGUGUACACAAAUGUAUCUUGUACAAAAAGAAUAUAAAACAUGAUAGAAGACUUAAGUAUAUGCUUGUAAAUUAGUCAUCUGUGAGUCAGGUAAAGUUUGCUUUAUGAGACGGCUUCAAUGCUUGCCAGCAAAUCUGUAUUAGUCCGUUAAAGCUAUACGGUCUGUGUUGUCAUGCCUUUGUAAGAUAUCCACCUUAAUUCUAUGAAAAAAUACCUUGCUAUGAAUUUUAAUUGAGCCAUUAAAUAUUGAGACCUC